Messenger RNA from Biomphalaria glabrata, 7801 nucleotides. RefSeq names its product activin receptor type-2A-like. Gene Ontology annotation, cellular component: activin receptor complex; plasma membrane. NCBI's taxonomy places the organism in Eukaryota, Metazoa, Mollusca, Gastropoda, Planorbidae. The record is from RefSeq and is a predicted model, not a curated record. Gene Ontology annotation, biological process: protein phosphorylation; cellular response to growth factor stimulus; activin receptor signaling pathway. Gene Ontology annotation, molecular function: ATP binding; activin binding; activin receptor activity. The coding region runs from base 295 to 1986 and encodes 563 amino acids. The transcript is spliced from 9 exons.
CACAUCUUGAAACAAUAACAUCCGGGACUUUUGUCAAGUUUUACGGCCAUAUUGUUCAUUGCUACUAAAUGUUUUUGGAAUGCUAUGUGUUGUAAUAAUUUUGUUUUGAAAAACAAUUAGACUAGAUUAUACUAAACUGAAGAUGCAUUUCGCCCCCAUUACAUUUCAUUGUCUUCUGAUGUUUGGGCUGCUUUAAUAGCAAGCACAAGGAAAUCUACUCCCUAGAAUAAAUUUUUGAAAGCAGAGAGCUCCUUUUUCACAGAAAGAUUCUAAAUUCUUACAUGCCUUGAGAAGAUGUGGUUUAUUCAACUGAAUUGGCUUAAACUUCUAGCAUUUAGUGCUCUGAUUAUUGUUUUAUGUGAGAGUAAAGUUCAUAAAGGAACAUCAAAAUGUGAGAAAAUGGAUUGUACCCAGGGCAAAAAUUGUGUCAGCUCGAUAGAGGUCUGCACCAAUCUGACAGCUGAGUCACAGGGACAAAAAAUUUCACUGGACGAACCACACAAUCACAUGCUCUGUUUUGCUUCUUGGAUGACUCCUAACGGUUCCUAUGAACCAGUGAUGGUAAAAAAAGGCUGCUGGAUGAAUGAUGAGGUUUGCAUCGGCCAGACAGAAUGCUUAGAAGAACGUUUUAGUUCGCCCAUUUUUUUUUGUUGCUGUGAUGGAGAUCUUUGCAACAGAGAAUUUCACCAUCGCCCUAAGGAGAACAAAGAACGCAAAAAAUCUGUAUUGGUGGAACCAGGCUACACUAAGCAGGUUCCUGAGCAGCAGCUUAUCAAAACCAUUCUAUACUCAAUAGUUCCUAUUUUAGGAGUUUUCUUAUUGGUGGUCACCAUAUUUUUCAUGUGGCGUCGUCAUCAAAGGCACGUGGGUCACACACAGUUGCCAACUGUGGACCCCAGUCUGGCACCAACGCCAUCUCAGUCUUCACUUAACCUUCAGCUUCUGGAACUCAAAGCUAAAGGUCGAUAUGGCUCAGUGUGGAAAGCACAGCUGCCUGAUCAGUAUGUAGCUGUCAAAAUUUUCCCACUUCAAGAUAAACAGUCAUGGAUGUCAGAGAUUGACAUUUACAAUCUACCUCACAUGAAACAGGAAAAUAUUCUUCAUUUUAUUGGAUCAGAAAGAAGGGAGGAUACUCUAAACACAGAACUUUGGCUUGUCACAGAGUUUCAUGAGAAAGGAUCUCUGUGUGACUACCUCAAGGCCAACACAGUGACAUGGGCUCAGCUGUGCCACAUUGGUCAGACCAUGACCAGAGGCCUUGCGUACCUACAUGAUGAGAUUCCGUCUCCUAUACACUCCCAGGCCAAGCCUGCCGUUGCCCACAGAGAUUUCAAGAGUAAGAACGUCCUUCUGAAGCAGGACCUGACAGCCUGCAUUGCUGACUUUGGGCUAGCUUUGAAGUUUGAGCCUGGGAAAGGAUUUAAUGAAACACAUCCACAGGUUGGCACACGACGCUAUAUGGCACCUGAGGUCCUGGAGGGAGCCAUUUGUUUCAACAGGGACUCGUUUCUUAGAAUUGACAUGUAUGCCUGUGGAUUGGUUAUUUGGGAACUUAUGACUCGUUGCACUGGUGAUGGUCCUGUGAAGGAGUAUCAUCUUCCAUUUGAGGCAGAAGUUGGUCUUCAGCCAACUCUAGAGGAGAUGCAGACUUUGGUGGUCACUCAGAAAGUAAGACCAGCCAUAAACCCUUCUUGGGAGAAGCAUCCAGGACUGUCAAAACUAAUUUCAACUGUUGAAGAAUGCUGGGAUCAGGAUGCAGAGGCCCGCUUGUCAGCAGGCUGUGUGCUAGAGCGCCUGGGCCAGCUCUCCCGCAAUGUCAACUCUGGUAGUGAGGGGCAACUCAUUGACCAGUUACUUUCAUCAACACCGCUGGUAUCCCAUCAGCCCCAGCACAUGUACACCUCUUCCUACGUGCCUAAUACUGCUGUCAUAGACAUGGGCAGGGACUCCAUGCUCACCUCAGACUCUUAUUUGAAUUCAUGCUAAGACAUCUUUCUCUUCGUCUUGGUGUAAUUCAAAAUAAACUAGGCACAGACUGGAGUUUCAGUGUUCUCAGGAUACUAACCAGCUGAUCCAUUGGGAGGACAACGGAUCGCUGGACAUGAGGGUGUGUGUGCUUUUUGUGUUUUAGUUUCAAUUUUGAAAAGAAAGAACAACCUGAUCACAUGAGCUGUGUCCAUUGUUUGGUUACCAUUGACAUCAGCUGUGUCCAUUAAUUGUUGGCCAGUGGCAUCGGCUGGGUUCAUCGUUUGUUACAUCAGCAGUUUCUGUUGUGACCUCUUCAACAGCAAGGAGGAGGGCUGCUAGAUCAAAGCGCUGGUGUAUACAUUGACUAGUUUAUCUCGGUUAAUCAGAAUUUCUUUGUAUUUUCAGCAUUAAAGGUCUUAAUGGUAGAUGUGGUCUCUCUAGACCUUGGCAAUAAGUUAGGUUGAUUAUACUGGAGUUGAACAUGCUGUAGCAUGAGUCGCUGUGAUGGUACUCAGAUAGAAACCUAACGGCGGUUGGCUAUUAUAGAGAUAUUUUUGCAAGUUAACAUUGGAUGUGGAAACACUUUCCAUUUUGUGGUUUGGGUAUGGAUACCACAGUAGCACCAUUGUACCUCAGAUUAAUAGCAAGUGACAACUGACUACAAUUGUUCAUGGGACUGAUGAUAUAUUUAUGCCAUACUUAUGUAAAGUUUACAGCUAAAUAUUUCUCUUCUUGAAGCAUUACUUCGGAUUAAAACUGAUAGUGGAUUUGGAAUUGAUAGCUUUCAUUUAGGUGAUUUUCUCAACAGUGUGGACUUAAAUAUUCUACAAAAUCUUGUUAGAAAAAUGUUUUUUUUUUUUUUCAUGACACUGUUAAAAACAUGUUUCUCAACUAGUGAUUUAAUAUGCACAAUUAUCUAAUUCUAUUAUAUAGUCUCAGGGUUUUCUAUUUUAUGUCUAGAAUUUUUAAAAUUUUUAAAUCAGUUAAUGACAUUGACCACUGCAGCAGCUAAAGAGAUAGUUACCUAACAUUUGAUGGUCACCUCAAUGUUAAGUAUUGGUCGGAGGGUGUGUUUUUUUUUUUUUUUAUUUAACGUCAUUUACAGCAAAGCUAGUUCUAAGCUUCAAUUGAAAAUUUUAUUUGGUGAGUAAUAAAUCUUUACUCAAAAUACAAUUUUACAAAUUAAUAAUUUGAUAAUUAAUACAUCCUUCACAACAAAAUUUGAUCUGUGUUGAAUUUUUAAUUAAAUGACAGACCAGGGGUAGUAGAUACUUAGAGUGGCUUGUAAUGUGUCCUUGUUCUUGUGGAAAGUUCUUGUGUGAACUCUUGCCUUACUACAUCAUUCGACAGGCUGCUUUGGUCUCAUAUUCAUACUGCUAGAAGUGGCAAUAGUCUGGCGAGUGUGUCAGUGUUUACUGUAGCAGCUUCCAAAUUUUGGUGAAUUUUUUUUUUUUUUUUUAAACUUUUUUUUUAAGUGAGAUUAGUUACAGGUGAGUUUCUUGUAUGCUAAAUAUGUUGUAGCUUUGUUAUGUAGUAUAUGCUUAGAAAUAGAUUAUCACGAAUCUUGUUUGUGAUGUGAUUUUUUUUUUUUGGAGACUUAACUUCAAAACAUUUUUUUCACAAAAACUACAAGCUUGACCUCUUGUCACAUAUGGUUUACAGAUGAAAUUUUUAAAAAAUAAUUUUUAUUUGUCCACAAAAGUAUGGUUGUAAAGCAAGGACAGUUAACUCUUUUUCUCCAGAACAAAGCUCUUAUCAGCCAUUUUUGUAUGCCAUAGCUGAUGCUUUAGAACUCUAUUUUUUUUUAUUAUAUUCCUGUACUUUUUAAAAUUACUUACAACAAUCUAGUAUAGUUUUCACCAUUUGGCCAGCACAACGUACAACUGCCUUUUUAUUUUUCCCCAACUAAUGCCAGGUACCCAUUAGAACUAGGGUUAACUUAAAGACGCCCUAAAAAUCCCAAUUUUUUUAAAAUUCCAGAAUUUGAACCCUGGACCACCAGUUGGAAAGCCAAAUGCUUUACCACUCAGCCACCGGGCCUCCUAUAAAUAUGAAUAAAUAUUGUGAAAAUAAUUUUUAUUCAAUCUGGAUCAUAAAAUAUUUCCUAGAUCUAGAGCUAGUUGACUUGUCCACUGUGGGUAAGUUUUCAUUUUUAAUUUCUAUAAUUAGAAUCACUUUUGGUCCUAUAAACAUUAAUUUGUUUUAUACCAAAGGGCAUGCAUUUCCCUUUUAUUCUAUACUAAAUAUAUAACAUUUUCCCAUAACAAGCAAAAUACAUGUUAUUGAAGUUUAACCAUAACAUGGUAGUGCAUGAUGAAUGGGCCAAGUAAAUAAUUCUGUCGGAAUGUGGAAACUAAUUCUGGAGAGAAAGAGUUAAAGAGCUUGAUUAUUUCUGAAUAGUUGAUUCUCAAGUCGAAUAACCUCUAGAUGGAGUUUGAUUGUGAUAUGUAUGUGUGUGUAUAUAUAUAUAUGUAUAUACCAGUCUUUUAGCGUGCUUGUUGAACCUUUAUUAUAGAUAUUUAUAGAUUGUGUAUACAUAGUUAUUAUUGUGUGUACACACCAAGGUGAACGUGUUUAGUUAACACACCUGAUGACAUAGUUUCCGGUGACCAAAUGAUGCAACCUUAUUAAUGAUAGCUGAUAUACAACUUACAUACUUUUUUUUUUUACAUUACAACAAUAAUUUCCUAUGGUUUGUGAAUUUGUGAAAUUUAUAUAUAUUAUAAAUACAUUUUUAAACAUUUUGUUAAUGUCUUUGUAAAACAUUCAUUGGUUUCUGUGAGAAUGUUUUGUGCCCCUCUGAAAGUAUAGACUCUUUUGCUUUAUUUUUUCUUUCAAGGAUUGUAAUAAAAAAAAUCUAUUUAGUCAAAUGACCAGUUACUAUAAGUUUAAGGUGAACAAGUGUGUAUAUGAAUUUGAAAGCACUGUAUUAGUAAGCAAUGCUUAAUAACACAUUUUAAGAGUAGCUGGUUAUUGUUUUUAUUAAUAUAUAAGGAGGGAGGGGACAUAAUGGAGUAUGAAACCGUUUCUCUUUUUAUAAAAUGUCAAAUACUACCUCAUUUGAUGUGCAUGCAUUCAUUUUGUGUUAUCUUCAAUUUUUGUUCUAUAAGUGUUGAUUUUUUAAAAUUGGUAUACUGUGUCAGAGGUAAUUUAAAACAGAAAACUAAUUGCACUUUUUGACUUAGUGGAGAGACUAAUGGAAUUGUGUAUAUCUUGUAGGAAAUGUUGAAUUUUGGUUCUGAGAUCAAAUAGUUCUUGAAUAUUUGUUUAGAAUAUUCUGUACAUACCUUACCAGAGGACUGUCUCUGUGGUUGGGGAGGUCUACGUCCAAACAUUUCCAUUGGAAUUUGAGGGCUCUUUCAAAACUUUUCUCAUGAAAAACACACUAGCUUUUAACAGGAAAAAUCUAUUUUGCCACACAUUUUUAUCUCUUGUACACUAAUGCAUCCCUACACGUAUACAUUGUAAUCAAAGCUUUUUAAAUAAUCAUGUCAAGCACAUUACAAGUAAGUAUUUUUUUCAAAAUCAGCACAAGAAAGUUAACACUACUAAUAAAGUAUGUUGGUUGCUAGUUAAUAACUUUUUGUUACACAUCUGUAAUCGGCAUUGUUUUGAUUUAUACGCCUCAGUUCACUCUUACUUGUCGAGUAAUACGUUGUGAUUCACAUCUAGCAUAUUUACAGUAUAGUAUAUAAAUCUGUCUAAGCUACUUGUUGCGUAUACCUCAUUCUAGACUGCACCUUUGACAUGUACACAAUUUGUCCAUGACGUAAUAGUCAAUUCUAGGGCUUCUUUGUUUGGGUCAUAGUUCAGUGGUUUUUUUUAACUAAAGUGGAACUCUGACCCUGGUCAUAGUUCAGUGUUUUUUUUUAACUAAAGUGGAACUCUGACCUCCUGCAGACACUCUCUAGUUUGUAAAAGUUACAAAUCACCACCAACAGUUGGUCAUACUCAGGAAAUAUUACAAAGUAUCUGUCUGUGUGUUUGUUAUAGCCAGCCCUAUGUUGCCUACAGUUUGUUAUAUAUGCAUUAAUUUAUAGUAGUUCUCUAUUCUUCCAGCUUGGCUGCGUACAUAGUUGUCCUCAUUGACUAGGUCUUGUUUUCUCUCUAGAAAUACAUUAGUCAGUAGUAUGUUUGUGUUUGCUAGACUACUUUGACUGUAGUAUCGACCAUGCUCCAGAACCCUCCGUUGAGUUUGAAAAAAACAAAACUUUCUAAACCUCUUGAUAUGGUUCUGUCAUUCUUGUCUAUAGAUAAACAUUUUUGUUUUUGUUUUGCAAAACUGUAGUUCUUCUCCUACUUUUUAAAAGAUCAGUCAUCCAGAGAAUAGCAUUGAGGCCUCUCAAUGUCUCAUUAGAAUCAAAAUAUUGGCAUUCACAGCUGAAUGAAACAGGGAUUUAAGAUUGUAGAGUCUGAAGUUAUGUAUCAAUGUUCAUAAAUAUCAUACCUGGGGUAUUAAUUUAAGUGAUAAAAUCAACCAUUAUCUAGAAAAAAAAGUAUUAUAUUUCAAGUCUAAUAUUUAAAAACUAGUUGUUUUUUUUUUGUUUUUUUUUUAGAACUUUUUUUUUGUUAUGUGGCUUAAUACAUUAAAAAAUAACUAGAAUAUUUCAGUUUUAAUAUUUUUCUAAUAGAAAAGAACAUUUUUCAUAUAUAUGUGGGACAGAAAAAGAAUUGUGUAAAAGAUUGAUAUAUGAAUAAUCACAAACUUGAAUGCAGUGUAAAUAUUUGAGUUACAUAUUCUCUGAGCUGUACAUAGAACUUCUUAAAGCUUUGGUUCUAAGUUAUGAGAUUACAAAUGUAUUUCAGUUUCCAAAGGCAGUUGCUUUUUGGUUGAGAAAGGCCAUGGAGUAGAGGGGAAAGAUAUUGCUGUUCUACUAGUAGUAGUCCUUUAAGUUGUCCGUUGUUUUGUGUUAGUAUGUGACCAGUGUACAUAGUUGCCAUGUAUUCAUUAGAGUUAUUUUAAUCUUAUAUCUAUAAUAACAAGAGGCUGGAAGUUUCAGCCUAGGACUUGAUGCAUUGACUUUUGAACAAAAUUAAAUGUGUGUGGAAAUCACUGGUUCAGGAUGAAUAGAAUGGGAUGUAUGAAAGUGAAUGAUAGGUACUAAGUUUUCAGGUGAUGAUAUUAACAAGCUUAUUAUUUUGUAAGGAGUCACCAGCAGGCAAUGCUGAGGUAUAAUAGUUGUCAGGUUACAAAUCCUACUUUGCUAUUAGGUUACCAAUCCUACUUAGUGAUUUGAAGUGUCCCAAUACAUCUUCAACCUAAGUAAGUGUUAUGUUAGUGAGAGUUUAUUAAUAGAUUCCUGUAUGAUUAAGGCACUGAUCAAAAGUUGAAGCAUUGCUACUUCAAUGUGUUAAAAUAUAGGUGGAAAAACAUACUUCCAAUUUAAUAUAUUUUUGUCAAUGUCUCGUAAGUUCUCAGGUAAAUCUUCUGGUACAUAGUUCAGUCAUAUGGCAUAAAUGUUCUCAGAAGUCUUAGUCUUUAUAAAAUAAUAGUCCCAUGGUAAAAGUAUAGGCUUUUAGUUUCUAUAUGAAGCCUACCAACUAAAAGGGGAAACUAAAAGGAUUCGGAACCAUUGCCUUGUAUUGAUGUAAGGACAACAACAUUAGGAAAUAAUUGAUUUCAUUGUAGCCUCGUUUGUUGGUUGCUUGUCAAAAAAUUUAAGUGUUUACUUAAUCUGUCCAGAGAAAAUUUGUUUAGGUUUUAACUUAGUAUGUUGGUUUAAAUUAUAAUGGAUUCUGUUUGUAGUGUGUUUGUUCAUCAUCAAAUCAUUCACAUUGACUGUAAAUGUUGUAUUGAAUACAAAUAAAAUAUACUUGACCCCUGUACUUAAAA